CAACAAAAUUCAAGUCCUGCAUCUUUUUUAUCGGAAAGUCAUGGAAAAUCGAACAAAAUUAUGGUCAAAAUUACCAAUAAUUCGCAGAAACUGUAGCAAUUUGUAAAAAUUUGUGUAAAAUAUAGGCUAAGGAGAGGAAAACAUCGUAAAAACACGACAAUUAUAGUUGCGCGUCUACUUGAUUCAUUCAUCAUCACGUAUACACAAGCUACACAGCGCAUAGAAAACACUACAACAAAAAAAACGAAGGAAAAAAAUGUCUUCUGCUCUCGCAAAUCCCGAUUUUGCGGUAAUUUGUGCGUUCUUCGAUCGUUUCGCGGACCUUUGUGGCAUCGAGAAGCAAGACACGAAGCAAAUAGUCGAAUGGAUGGAGAACACAGACGACGUGCAUCCCGAGUUGGCUGACCUUCACAUGAAACUUCUGCGAAAGCUACGGAAGACGGUGCACGCCCCACGAUGGGAAAGGGCUCUCAUCAAGUUCUGCUACGUGAGUACAUCGAUGCAAGAUGCUUGGGAAAUCGAGAGAUUUGGAUACAAAAAAGCCAGUAUGGCAGUUAAGCUGCGAGUUCUCAAAGCGUUACUCGAAUUUCAGUUUGAUUUAAAUGUGAAAUUCAAAAAUGCGAUAAAUCUUGCGGGAGCGAAUGAUUUAAGAGGUACCCCGAUUGGCAAAGAUGAAUAUGGGAAUGCCUAUUGGUACUUUCUCGAUGACAAAUGCAAUAUUUUCAUCUAUCAGGAGAACUCUGACGACGAAACGUGGCGUCUUGUGGCGAAUACGAGAGAAGAAUUUGUGCAGUUGAUUCAAAGACUGAAAGAUCGAGUGCCUAUUGCGCCUCCCGCUGAUGAAAUUAUCGACGAAGAGGACAGUAGCAAUAGUCAACCAGCAAUUCCGCUUAGUGCAGUGACAAAAGAAGAGCCUGUGAAGGAAGAGGAAGAGACAAAUAAAGUUGCUAGUCUCAAAAUCACACUCACGAACCCCGAUAAAGACGGUGUCUCGGAAAUUGUGAAUAAAACAGAAGCAGAAGAAGAGACGGAGAUCAAACAAGAAGUUACCAGUCACAGUGAUAGUCCAUUGAAAAUCACAAUUACGACAAAAGGUCGCAAAGGAACGCCCAAAAAACUCGCAGAAAGUGUCCCUGAAGAAGCUCCGGUGAAAGAAGAACCCGUCGUUGUCGCAAAAGAAGCAACUCCCGAGCCCGAAGUUCCCGCCAAAAAGGGUCGAGGACGAGGUCGUAAAACAAAAUCGCCCGUAAAAACCCCGCCAAAGGCAGCACAAGCCAGCAAAAAGCAAGAAAGUCCGAAAAAUCCCACGAAACGAGGCGCAGCAGCGCGUGGCGGAAAGAGAGCUCGUCGUUCGGGUAGAAACACACGAAACCACAAGGCAUCUGAAAGUGACGAAGUUGGUUCCGAAAUCGAAGAGGAAACGUUACAUGUGCGAGGCGAAGGUAGCGGAGCCGAAAACGAAGCAAUUUUCGAGUGUAGUGAAGUAAUCGAGGAAUGUGUCAUGUAUUUUCAUGGUGAAGGUGCCGGCUACGAGUCACUCGUUGGAAAUCCCGAGCCAAACAACGACACAAACAAAGAACAGGCAAAAACCACACCAAUCGUUAAGCAAUCAUUCUUCUUUGGAUCACCGGGUUGUCUUAAAAAUCGACCAAUGACAGCUUUUGGCAGCUCAUCUCUCUUCAGUUUCGGCGGACAAGCAACAUUUGGCGCAAGUUCAAGCACUACAACUACCCCGAAGUCAACUCAAGCAAAUAACGACGAUAAAAAAAUCGACGAUGUGAUCGACGAAGUUGACAAAAGUAGUGAAAAAAUCAACCUCACGCCGUGCAAAAGCUUUACCACGCAAAAACCUUUGGAAUCGUUACCAGUUUCUAAGCUCGGAAACACACAAAACUUCGAAGACAUCAUCGACGAUGACUCAAAUGAAUCGUCAAAGGCAACAGAAACCGAAGACAGUGGAUGCCCAGCGUCAACGAACAAUCUCACAACCAACAAAAAUGACACGGAUAAAGUUGAAUCUGUUCCUACGCCAGAUGAAGCGCCAAGUUUAUCGGAAAAACUCGAAGAUACGCCGCCUUUAACGCCCACAGAACUUCCAAAUGAUGCACCUGAAGUGAAUAACGAACAAAAAACGAAUAAUGAAUCGACAUCACAAGAAAAAAAUAGUGAAACAGAGAAUAAUUUGUCGGAAAAUCAAUCGGAAGUAAGCAUAUCAGAUAUUCCAUUACCCGAAAAAAUGCCAGAAAAUAAUUUAGAAACAAAAAAAGAGACAGUAGAAACGAACAAUAUUAGUGAAAAUGUAAAAAAUGAAGAGACUCUUGAAAAAAUUAGUGAAAAAAAUAACGAAGAAAGUUCAAGUGAAGUAAAAUUAUUGAAUGAUGUGCAAGAAACAAAAACUGAAGAAAAAGCACCAGAGGUAGAAAAGCCUGAAAAUUCAAGUGAAACGCCUUCAGAAGAAGUUCCUGCUCAAAAUACUGAAGUUACGACCGUUGAAGAAGUUGAGCCAGUUGAAAAAGUCGAACCUGUUGAGAGCAAUGAGACACCUAUGGAAACUUCCGUUCCACAAAUUGAAGAUUCUGUUACACCUGAAGCAGAAAUUGAGGCUGAAAAUGUUCCAUCAAACGAAGAAUCGACUUCUGUUGAACCAACAACAAGCGAAAUUGCUCCUGAAGAAAGCGAAAAGACUGAAAAUGCACUAAAUGACACAAAAGUUAACGAAGAGUCAAUUGUUGAUGUUCCAGAAGAAUCAAAAGUUGAUGCAACUGAAAAGCCUGAAGAUGCAAAAGUCUCAACGGAAGAGCCAACUGUCUCAAAAGAAGUCGAAAAUACAAGUUCAGAAAGUACAAAACCAGUUUCUCUCGUGCCCUAUGAAAGUGAGGACUCUUCUUCAAUGGCUUCUGUACCAGAAAAUUCCGUUCCUGAGAAAAAAGAGACGCCUUUAGAGGAAAAAGUUGAAGCAAGUGACUCGAAAAAGGAAGAAAUUCUGAAUGAAGAGCCUGAAAAAGUAACAGAAAAGGAAGAAAUUUCAGAAAAAGAGCCUGAAAAAGUAACAGAAAAGGAAGAAAUUUCAGAAAAAGAGCCUGAAAACGUAACAGAAACACAAGAGUUGCCAAGUAAAGACAAGUCCGAAGAAGUUUCUGAGGAAAAAUCGACAAAAACUGAAGAAUCAACAAGUAAAGUCGAGCCUGAAGAAGUUUCAGAAUUGACAAAAACCGAAGAAUCGUUAAAAAUAAAUGAACCUGAAGAACAAGUUUCAAGCGAAGUUUCAGAAAAUUUACCAACUGAAAGUAAUUCUAAAGAAAUUGUCACUGAAGUCUCGACCACUGAUGAAAUUUCAUCAAAUAUUUUGGAAGAAUCUCAAGAAAAAACUCAAAAACUCAACCAAGAAGAGCCAAAAGAGACAUCAGCAGUCGAAGAAGUUAGUCAAGUUGAAGAAUCAUCAUCUGUCAUAACAUCAGUUGAAACUCCAAAAGAACCAGAAGUGCAAGAAAAUGUCACUCCGGUUGAAAAUCAGCCAACUGAAUACAUUUCUGAAACAAUUGAAUCAGUGCCUGAAGAACCUGUUUCGUGUGAACAAGUCAAUGAGACGUCUGAAGAACCUGUUUCGUGUGAAAAAGUCAAUGAAGAGUCAAUUUCAGUCGAAAGUCAUCCAACCGAAAGUAGCGAAAAACUUGAAAAUGAGUUACCAAAAGAAGAUUCAUUGAUUGAAGAGCCAGAAACUAAAGAUAUUGAAGAAAUUAGCAAUUCAAUGACUGCAACUGAGGAAAAAACUGUUGAAAAUCCUGUUUCUAUUACUGAAGAACAACCAGAAAAAGUUGAAGAAGUCACUAAAGUCACUGAAAAAUUGGAAACGUCUCAAAAUUUGUCCGAAAUUUCAAUUGAAUUGCCAACAAAGAGUGAUUCGUCGAGUAGUCAAGCUCUUCACAUCGUAGAAUCUGAUGAAAAAUCCAACGUUUCAACAAAAAUCGACAGUGACUUACAAAAAGAAGACAUUUCCGACAAACAAGAAGAAGUUGUCGAAUACCAGCAAAAGAAGAAACGUGCACGAACGGAAUCCGGUUCGCUCAAAGAACGAAUUCUGUUCCGACCACAAAUUGACUUUGUUCAAAAUGAUGUACAACAACCAUUUACCUCAACAAGUACCGAAGUGCAAAUUCACGAAAAGGCUGAAAAACUGGAAAUUCAACCGGAAAAAAGCUCCGCGGAACACUCCAACGUGUCAUCUCUCGAAGAACAAGACGCGAGUCGCGGUAGCAGAGAAUCAAAUCUCACAAAGGAACCACAACAACAACGUCCCUUCAUUCCCUUCGAAGAAUCUCAGAACGCCAAUGAUGCGCUGUACGCUUCAUCGACGGAAUCUAGCAAAACAGAUGUCAUUGACGAGUCAAUUAACACGCAGAAAUAUGUGUCGAAGCGCGAAAAGGCAAUGCAACGAACGACAUUUAACGACUUUUCCGUAUCGAAACUGAUUGGAAGCAAUCAAGAGGCAGCGAAAGAAUCCAAAAUCGAGAGUUUAAGUGUCGAAAAUAUGGUGAAUGAAAAAAGUUUCGAAGCUCCGACGACAUCUGUGCAUCAAGUUGAACUGCAAUCGACAUCGUCGCCUUACAAACAUUCGAUCGAAAGUAUGAUGGCGAAGAGUCCGAGGUCAUCUCCGAGUCCCCAACCUGAACAAAGUGCACCAUUGGAUCUACAAAAACAUUCAACGGAAGUCGUUUCGCCUGAAAAAGUCGAAGUUCCUGUGGCAGAGACCAAAUCUCGAGGUCGCGGAAGAAGAAAAGUAUCCAACGAAUCUGAAUCAGUUCCUGCAGAAGAGAAAGAAAAACCCGCCGAAGUCGAUGUUCCUGCAAAAACCCAACCAGAAGUUUCUGCUGAAACGGAAGACAACGCAAUUCGAGCUCGUCGAGGUCGCAAAAAGAGUACGCCUGUGAAGCAUGAGAAUCCAACGACAGAGUUAAUCAGCAUUAAACCCACAUACGUGUCGGAUCCCUCAAAAAGUGACGUAAUUGAGAGCAAAAGACCUCGAAAAUCGGUCAGUCCUGAAAAAGUUGUCAAACCACCUGUUGAACCCGAAGUCGUUACCCCAGAAAAAAUGACACCAAAACUCAGAGCAAAGGCUUUAGCGAAGAAAUCCAUCUCACAAGAAUCUCCGGAAAAGUCUGAAACGGAUCCAAGUCCUGCGAAAUCCGAAAAAUCAGAAGAAAUCAAACCAGCAAAGGAACAAGAAGUCGCCAAAAAGGUCGAAGUCGAUGAAAAUGUUGGCCGAUCAACGAGAACUCGUCAUAAAAGAGCCGCAAACGAGCCUUUGGUCGAAACGCAAGUCGCUAAAGAGCAAAAAACGAGUCCUGCGAAGACUGAUGCGAAAGUUCGUGGCAGAAAACGUCGAAUGUCAGAAGAAGAAUCGCGCAAACGACAAAGUUCUGAAAGUGAUAAUGAUGUUUUUGAUCAAAAUGUGGAGCCAUCAGCGGUUUCUGAGUCGUCGGAAGAGGAUUUCAUCGCUCCAGCUGGCGGAAAACGUGCAAAAAUGCGUGGCAAGCAAAUCGAUACGUCACUCCGUAAGGAAGUUGAGACGAAAAAGCAACAAGAAAUACCGACAACUAGCGAUGCUAGCGAAGAUGAUCCCGCUCCACGCACGAGAGGAGGACGACAAACGAGAAGAUCAGGAGGAACAACCACUUCGCCGCCUGAAAAGAAAAAGACAGAAACAGUUUCAACGAAAAUCGAAGAAAAACCUCAAGAAGAACCGAGACGAGGUAAAGCAAAACGACGAAAUGAAGCAACAAACAAGGCACCAACUGAAGAAUCCGCGUCGGAUGUCAAAAAAGAAGAGGAAGUUGCAAAGAAGGAAGAAAAAAUUGAGAAAGUUGAAACGAAAGAAACGGAAGAAACAACUCCAAUCAACAGUCCUGACUCGAAAAAGGCAAAAAUUGAAGAGUCUCCUGUUGAAAAACCUGUGGAAGCUGAAGCAGAAUCACAAUCAGAGCCCAAAAAACGCGGAGGUCGUCCACGAAAAGGAGGAGCUGCUGUUUCAACAACAACGCCGAAGAAGACUGUCAACGCAGUUUCAAGCGAAAUUGAUCCCUCGAACGUCAUUACUGCUGAAAACGAUGCUCCUGUGCGUCAAUCUCGUAGAAUUGCUCAAGCAAAAAUUCGUGAGGAAGCGGAACGACGAAAAAUGGAAGAGAUCAUGCUCGCUCAAUUGAAAGCUGAUAACGAUAAGAAGAAACGUGCUGAAGCAAAAGACAAAGAUUUCGUGCCAAGAGGCUUCAAAGUCUCGUCAGACAGCGAUAAUGACGAUUCAAAUGCAUCGGGGAGUCGUAAAAGAAGCCGUAAAAAGCGCAAAGACCCAAAAACGUGGAAAGAAAAUGCCAAAACGAGCGACGAAAGUAGUUCUGAAGAAGUUGAGGAAGAAGAAGAUGCCCAUUCAGAGCCCGAUGUCAGACAAGCAGCGUUAAAAAGUGAUCACGAAUUCUCGUGUGAGUCGGAGGAUGAAGAUGCGCAAGCGAUACCCACAAAACGAGCUCGUACCGUGAAGAAAGAAGAUCAAGACGACAGCGACGACGAUAAUCCGGAACACGCUUGUCAAAAAUGUCACAAAACUGACCAUCCAGAGUGGAUUUUGUUGUGUGACACGUGCGACAAGGGGUAUCAUUGUUCCUGUUUGAAGCCCGUUUUGUUCUUGAUUCCCGAAGGCGAUUGGUUCUGCCCGCAAUGUCAACACACAAAACUCAUUGAAACGUUGGAACAAAAGCUGCUGGACUUUGAUUUUCUUACGCGACAACACGAAUUGGCGGAAAUUCAUCGUCAACGCGAAGAAAAACUGGCAGCUGAGAAGGAAGAAGCGAAACGUGUCGAAAAGGAACGAUGUGAAGCUGAGCGAAAACUCGAGGAAGAAAACGCUAAACUCAACAAAAAAUCAGAUUCAACGGAAAACAGCAGUGAUGGAAGUUCUGAUUCAGAUUCGGAUGACGAUAAGCCGUUGUAUAAGUUGCGAAGAAGGAAUCAAGUGCCCGUUACGUAUCGCUUCAACGACUACGACGACAUGAUAAAUCGCGCCAUUCGCAAAGACAUGGAAGAAGUUGAAGAAGCUAACCAAGGUUCGGGAAAUGCGGGUCGAGGAAAAGACAUUUCCACAAUUAUCGAGGCCGAUAAGGAGGAAAAACGGCGACAAAGCAUGGGUUUGGAUGAAAAUGAUCCGAAACCGGGUGUCGAAAAGGAGCCUGGCGAAACGAGUGAAAGUGAAGAAGAGAAAAAAUCCGAUAAAAAUGAGGAAGAUGACGAUGAUGAUGCUCCAAUUAGACGACCGACGAAGAAAUCAUCAGGUUCAAAGAAGAAAAAGCCUCGACGGAAGCUUAACCAAUUAGAUUUGAGCUCAGACGAAGACGAUCCAACUGACGAAAGUUUCAAAGGAAGUUCCGAUUCGAGUGACGAAGAAGAAAAUUUCAGUGCUUCAAGUGCAGAAACGGAAAGUUCGCUCGAGUUGGCUGCAUAUCGUCGAAAAGCGAACAAAGAUGGAAGAGCUUAUGCGACGCGUCGUCGAAGACAGCCACGCAUGGAAACAUUUAUCAACGACAAUGACAGCGGCGAAGAAAGCGACGUGAAACCGACUAGAAAAAAGAAGAAAAAGAGCGAUUCCGAGGAAUUUGAGCUGUCAGAUGGAUCUGACGAGGGCUCCGGAGGUUCGGAAGAAAGUGAAGACGUUGAUAGCGAAGAACUUUGUGACGACAGCGAUUCAGAUUCUGAUUCGGAAUAUCGUUGGUCCAAAAGUAAGAAGAAAAAGCGCGAAAGUUCAGGAGUCCCAACACAAGCGGCAGGAAAACAACCCAGAAAAGGCUUUGGCAAGAAACGACCCGUCAAAAAACCCGAAGAUGAGGAUAAAGCAUUCCGUGCUGGAAUCUCCAAGAAGAAAAUUUUAUCGGAAAAGAAGAAGGAAGAAUCCGAAGAUUCGGAUGACAGCGAUAAACCUAUUCGUAAAACGCGUGGAAGACAAAUGCAUUACUUGGAAGACGAUUUUGAGAGUUCUGAUGAGGGAAUCAAGCCUGGCGUCUUUAGACCUGACACUCCGCCAGAAGAGAGAGAAGCAUUCAUUCGAAAACAGGAGGAAAUCAAACGAAUGUUGGCUGAAAAGAAUGCCGAAGCAGCAAAAGCGUUAGCUACCCCUACGAUUUCGGGCAAGCCAGAAGUGAAAAUCGAUCCUCCAAUGGACAAUAUUUCGAUAAUUCCUGCUUCGGUGAUUGAAAAUGCAAAAGCUUUGGACUCGGAUUAUCAUAAAAUCAAGCCGGGACAAUCGGUGUUCGAUGAUUUGCCGGAUGAUUUCAACCCGGAUGAAAUGGAUGACGAGGAAUUGGAAAAAAUGAUGGAAGAAGAGGACUUUGCGAAUCAUCAACUUAAGCUUGCGAGUGAUUUGAAACAGAAAAAAUUGAAAGAUGGCGAGUCACCGAGCAAAAAACCAUUGCUAAUGCCUGAUCCUUCAGUGUUACCAACGAAUCUCGUGAAAUUACCGAAGCAAGUUGAAAAGAAAUUGAAGAAAAAGAAGGAAGAAGAUGGCGAGCCUCCUGCGAUGGUUCAAGCUCCAAUCGCAAAUAUUCCCACAGAAGCUGAAGCUAAAAGACGUGAAAUGCCUCCAAAACCGUCACAUAUGCCUUUGCAUCCGAAUGCCCCGCCAAAUGUCACGAUAGCCACUCAAGGUCCCUUACCGGGAAAAUUAUCGCCUCAUUCGAUGCAUCAACAGCACGCACCUCCAAUGCCGCAUCCGUAUCAAGGAGGUCCUCCGAGAUUCCCACCUGGUAGUUUACCGCCUCAUUUGUACGCUCAAAUGCGUCCCGGAAUUCAACCGCAUCCAGGAAUGCCCGGAUUUGGUGGUCCUCCGCAGCAUUUGGCAAAUAUGUAUCCACAAAAUAUUCGAGCAGGCAUGCCAAGCAAUUUAAAUCCUGCGUUACGUUCGCUCAUGAGCAUGCCUCCGAAUAUUCCGCCGUCACCGCAUCAACGUCAUCAUGGUCCGGGACCUCUUGCAAUGAAUCCUCUCAUGGCAAUGAGCCAAAUUCCUGCUGGAACUGGACCUCCGCCACAAAUGCCGAAUCGAAAUGUGCCUCCAACGAUACAUAAAGAUCUUCCAACGACGCCAUCGUCUGUGAUUCAAGCAACUUCUCCGCAUGUAGUUCAUGCUCCUGCGCAACAACCAGCUCCGAAUGUUCCGCCAAGUCAACCACCGAAAGAAACAGCAGCUCCUGAAGAUACAUCUCCUGUGAAAAAACGCGGAAGACGCAAGAAAAUCACGCCUUUGAGAGAUGACUUGCCCAAAAAUGAUCCUACACAGUCAAUUAUGCAGAUGAAGCCCGAAUUUAAAGCACAAAUACCUCCAGCUGAUGCUGCAAAAUUGUCUGUUGUUGGUCAACCACAAUUGUUCAGUUUGACCCAAGCUGCUCCCGCAUCCGUAAUUACAAGAGUUAUUCCACAAUCGCCUACUUUAACGAAUAUUUCAAAGACAUCACCGUUACCAACCUCACCGCAAAUUUAUUCCAAAUCACCUCCGCAUCCAUCACGAGGACCUCCAAUCCCAAAUCCAGGCGCAGGCGCCUCUCAAUCACCAUCUGCGGCUCCGCCAAAAUCGUCACCGCAUUUGCCUUCAGAGCCAGGAAGAUUGGCAGCAUUACAUUCGCAACCUCCAAAUCCCUAUCGACAUUCACCAAGCGGCGUAAUUUAUCAUGGCGCUCCUCCAGGUGCUCGUGUAUAUCACGAUCCCGUGCCGAUUCAUCACAGAAUUCAUCAUUCUGGACCUCCGCCAGCUGGCACGCCGCCAUCUGCUGGAUCUAGAUCGCCCUCUACUCGUCCCGGAUUGUAUCCUGGUCAAUAUCCUCCGCAUCAUCUCCCGCCUCAUCAAUUCCCGCCAUAUCCAUUUGCAGCAGGAGGUCCUCCUCCAACAUCGACAAAUCCAGCGGAAAAUCGCUCUCCUGCCCAUUCAACGAGCUCAGCAGGAUCUCCGUAUCAACCGCCCGGCAAUCGAACUCCUCAAACUUUCGUCAAUGAAGAAGAUCGACCAAAAAGCGGAGGCGGAAACAACGCAGGAGGCGCAGGAGAAUUCAGUGGACUUGUGAGCUAUUUCAGUUCGCAACACGACGACUUGGCGUAAACUAAAAAAAAAACAUCACAACUAAAAAAAAAUGUAAAUAUCAAACAAAUCGAGACCUCGAAUUGACAAACACACAAAAAGAAACGGUAUUAUGAAUAUUUAACAUAAAUUUAUAAAGAAAAUAUUACAAAAAAAAAUUAAUAAUCAAACAAAAGUCUAGUUUUAAUACAGAAAAAAUGCUUAGUACGAAAAAAUUUAUAC
This is a messenger RNA of Culicoides brevitarsis, 10327 nucleotides long. RefSeq names its product titin-like. The record is from RefSeq and is a predicted model, not a curated record. Gene Ontology annotation, biological process: negative regulation of DNA-templated transcription. Lineage: Eukaryota; Metazoa; Arthropoda; Insecta; Diptera; Ceratopogonidae. Gene Ontology annotation, molecular function: histone binding. Gene Ontology annotation, cellular component: RSF complex; chromatin. The transcript has 6 exons. The coding region runs from base 257 to 10126 and encodes 3289 amino acids.